AUGGGUAUCCGCAACACCCUCAACGGGAAUCAGGGCGGAAUACCUACCGAACUCGUAGAUGAGUUCCGUUAUUUGUGCUGUUUGCGAAAGGACUAUAGCAGCUACGAGAGAAAUAUUCACCAAAGAUGCGCUAAGGCCAAUUCGGGAUUCAACUUCUUGUCGAAGUGCCUGUGGUUGACACUCUUCGUCAGGGAACUCAGGCUGCGAGUGUACCCACCCACCUUUAAUUCGUCCUAUCAUGGUGUGCGAAUCGGAGACGUGAGCAGUGCCGUCGGCGGUUAUGGAGAAGCCUGA
This is a messenger RNA of Necator americanus (New World hookworm), 294 nucleotides long. RefSeq lists its product as uncharacterized. NCBI's taxonomy places the organism in Eukaryota, Metazoa, Nematoda, Chromadorea, Rhabditida, Ancylostomatidae. The transcript has a single exon. The coding region runs from base 1 to 294 and encodes 97 amino acids. The record is from RefSeq and is a predicted model, not a curated record.